AUGAAACUUUUAAUCCUUACCGUUGCCUUCGUUGGCGUGGCCUUCGCUAGCCCCUUAAGCCGUACUAUCUCAAUUGGACCUGCUAUCAUCGAUCAAGAUAACUCAGUCUCAGUCGGACCAGCAAUCGUCGAUGAAGAUAUCCCCAUCUCUGUAGGCCCCGCGAUUGUCGAUGAAGAUAGCCCCAUCUCUGUAGGCCCCGCAAUCGUCGAUGAAAAGAGCCCAAUUUCAGUUGGCCCUGCGUUUGUCAUGCCGCCUUUUUGGGUUGGACCGGCCAUUUUCUCGCCACCAAACUCAGUUGGACCCGCCAUCAUCGAUCAAGAUAGUCCUAUUUCUGUGGGUCCAGCGAUCAUCGAUGAAUCAAGCCCCGAAUUAAGUGCCAUAGAUGGGCGUCCUAUUGUCCAAUUCAAAAUAGAAAUCAAUGAUGUAAUCGUAAAUCAAAACAUUCGCCAAACAGCAAAUAUCGGUAAUGAGAUCACUGUGAAUGGCGCUAACAGCCUUGAAAGUCCUGAAAGUUCUGAAACACCCGAAACACCCGAAAACCCCGAAAUGCUGGGUUAA
Messenger RNA from Pararge aegeria (speckled wood butterfly), 558 nucleotides. RefSeq lists its product as uncharacterized. The record is from RefSeq and is a predicted model, not a curated record. Bases 1 to 558 code for a protein of 185 amino acids. NCBI's taxonomy places the organism in Eukaryota, Metazoa, Arthropoda, Insecta, Lepidoptera, Nymphalidae. The transcript has a single exon.